UGUUUAACUAUUUGCUGUCACAUCUGCUGUCUGAUUUAAUAUAUACAGUUAAUGACAUCGAUAUGUGAUGAAAACAAACAAACAAACAAACAAACAAACAAAAAGUAAAUUUGUUGCUUUAGUUGGAAAUUGAGGUGGCUGAGUACUGUACAAAUAAUUGGAAACUGAAAAAUUAUUUCUCAGACUUACUUAUGUAGGAGAGUUCAUAAUGAGCUGCUUUAAAAAAAAAUCUCGUUAGCCAAUGAAAACAAUUACAUUAGGAACUCCCCACCCCUGGUCCAAUUGAAGAGUUGUGUACAUUAGUAUUUUUUAAUGAACUUGUUUAACCCCGGUUUGUUUGGGCUGAAGCCAGACCUGCGGCUCAUCCAAUCACAUUUCAGUUUAUAGUCACGCCUACCCAUGAUUUUUGUUAACCCAUUAUGGUCUGUGGAUAGUUGGUCCUAUUUGGCUUCAAUGAAAAGACGAAAAGAAAAGACAAAACUAGUCUAAGGUGUUGUAUUUGCUAAUAAAUACUAAUAAAUGCAACUAUGUGACUUUAGAGUAGCCCUUGUGAAGCGAAAUUACGUUAAAACACCCAAAGCUAUCAUUAUGAACAGAACAAAACAUGUCCAUGGAGGUCACACUGCAAUGUAAUCAUAUCAGAUGUAAGAAAUAGAACUAGAACUAAUGUCUCAUCUUUGGAACAGGUGCACUGGGGAGGCGUGGGUAAUUUUCCUGUGGAGAAAGUUUCAUAAACCGGGGAAAAAGCACCCCCUCUGACACUGUUUACAAAAGAAUGGGUAGAUGUCGUCACUCUCGGCGUCCAAUCCGGAACGCCAAGUGUGUCACGAAAUGAAAAUUGCUUCUAGUCGGACAAUUUUUCCAUUCAUUACUUAGCGGCAAUGGCAGCACUGAGGAAGGCACUCCAUGGACGCUUCAUUCAGCCCCUCCCGUUCUGCCUGGGGUCCUUGCGGCUUGCCAGCACCUCUUUCAAGGCUGCGGACCUCACGAUCGAGAGAAACCCCAACCUGAAGCCCAAGCCUGACCCCUCGAAGCUGCUGUUCGGCAAGCAGUUCUCCGACCACAUGCUGACCAUCUACUGGUCUGAGGAGCACGGCUGGCAGGCCCCUCAGAUCAAGCCCUUCCAGAACCUCUCGCUGCAUCCGGCCUCCUCCGCCCUGCACUACUCCAUAGAGCUGUUUGAGGGCAUGAAGGCGUUCCGCGGGGUGGACAACCAUGUGCGCCUGUUCAGGCCCAUGCUAAACAUGGAGCGCAUGCACCGCAGUGCAGACAGGUGCUGCCUACCGCUGUUUGAUAAAGGCGAGAUGCUGGAGUGCAUAAAGAAGUUGGUGGAGGUUGACCAGGAGUGGGUGCCGUACUCCACAGACGCCAGCCUCUACAUCAGACCCACCUUCAUUGGCAUCGAGCCUUCGCUGGGUGUGUCGCGAGCGGGCCAUGCGCUGAUCUUCGUGAUCAUCGGCCCCGUGGGGCCCUACUUCACCACGGGGGCCUUCAACCCCGUCGCCCUGCUAGCUGAUCCUGCCUACGUCAGGGCUGCAAGAGGCGGAGUGGGAGCCUACAAGAUGGGAGGCAACUACGGGCCGACGAUAGCCAUCCAGAACGUGGCGGUGAAGCAGGGCUGCCAGCAGGUGCUGUGGCUGUACGGGGAGGAGGAGGAGAUCACCGAGGUCGGCACCAUGAACCUCUUCAUCUACUGGACCACAGAGUCAGGAGAAAAGGAGCUGCUUACUCCCCCCCUGGACGGCAUCAUCCUGCCUGGGGUCACCCGGCAGUCGCUCCUGGACCUCGCCCGGAAGUGGGGUGAGUUUAAAGUCACAGAGCGGAAGCUCGUAAUGAAGGAGCUGAUCGAUGGCCUGGAGGCUGGACGGAUUCUGGAGGUAUUUGGCGCCGGCACUGCCUGCGUCGUCUGUCCUGUAGGAAGCCUUCUGUACAAAGGACAAACUUACCAGAUCCCUACUAUGCAAAAUGGGCCAGACUUGGCAAAGAGGUUCUACAAAGAGCUCACCGACAUUCAGUAUGGACGCACACAGAGCGACUGGGCACCCCUCGUCGCUUGACUGGCCACUGCACAUGCCAGUCAUACAUACCGGGCCGGCGGCCAUUCUUUCCACACAACGUCGUAGGCAAAAGGAUUCUAACUCCAGCCCACCACCUCCUCCUCCCGCUCACCUCCGCCCACUCCUGCCCUCUCCCCGAUUGGCUGGGUGACUGUGACGGACAGGUGGUAUCUGGUGUCUCCAGCAGGUCACAUUGAACCCUGUCGUUGGUUGUUUGUUUUUAUUUCGUUGUUGUUUUCAUUUUUUUCUGUGUCUUUUACUUGUAGAGUUUUUAAAGGGACUUGGGUACUGAUGCAUCUUUUUAUUUUUUAUUUUUUAACUGUAUCACAGGACAACCACUAGAUGGAAAGGUAUGCACUGCAGUGAAAGGGUUUGUCUUUGCCUUCAAAUCAGACAUGGGUUUUGUUUUUUUAGACAUUUUAGGCAGUUUACAAAUGAACUGGAAUCCUCCCCCCCACUCGGAUGAAAGCCUUUUUAUGUUAAGCCAUCUGCUGUUUUUAGACCGAGCACAACUACUGCCUUCAUUGGCACAGUUCACUAUAGUAUCUAGCAAGUAGCACACUCAAACACACUAGCACACCAGAGGAAGCUAACGUCAUGAAUGCACAACAUGCUGACCCACUUUCAUUGCUUUAGUUAGUGUAUUGUACAUGUCGUGUCUGUUACACCACGUGCACCUGUUCAGUUUCAAGGGUACAUGCCUUCCCAUGUCCUAUGCUUUGAGGUGCUGUAGGAAUAUACAAGGAAUAUACUAUAAGGAAAAGUGUAUGUAGAAAAUAAGAGGUACUGUAAAAAAAAAAAGUUACAGUAAAAUUUUGUUGGAAUUUGACGUGUGUGUCACAUCACACAAAAUAUGUCCCACAAGAUAUUUUAAAUUAAAGGCAUACUGUUGCGUAUACCGUUACAUUACCGUUAUAUUAAUUGUACAGAAGAACCCAAUCUGUAAUCGGUGAUCAUUUUUCAUGCUUUUUUUUUUUUUCCCCACUGGGCCAGGUAAACAACUGUUACACAUCAUGCGUAUAUGCACAGUCACUCCAGUGGUUCAGCCCUUUCUUUGGGAAUCACAUGUUGCUUUGUUGUGUGUGUGUGUGUGCGUGCGUGCGUGCGUGUGUGUGUGUGUGUGUUUGUGUAAGGAUGUGUGCAUGUUUUGUCUGUGUCUUUCAUUUAUGCAAGUUACUACUUUAGCAACUUGUGGCUAAAAGAAGAAGAAGAAAAAAAUCAGCUUGAGAUUAAUAAAUGUAGAGGUCAAGGCGAACCUGCACGCACAAAACGUAAAGAAAUUGUAAUCUGCAUAGUCCAGGCCGGAGUACGACCACUUGUAGAGAUGCUGUCAGGAACACUACUGCUGCACUAGGAUACAUGUCAUGUUAUGUGAACUAUUUUGUGUGUGUGUAUUGACACGUACAGUACAGUGCAUUUUAUACAAGUAAUCUUAUAGGAAAGAUAGCUGAGAUUGUCUUUGGAUUUUAACUUAUUGCAGUUUUAUGUCUCUUUUAAAAAAAUGUGCUGAAGUUUGGAACUCCCUCAUGUUGUGUGGUUUGAGAAAAUAGUUUCUCUUCGUGUAACGGGCCCUCAUUUUUGUUUUCAGUUUUCUGCAUUUCAUCUUUGUGUCUCUUGGUAUUAUUUUCUAUCCAUGUUUGUUCCUGUUUUAUUGAGCCUGCUUCUUCUGUGCUUUUUACUGUUUUCUUGAACCACACUCUGAACGCGUUCCAAUAUGCGACCUUGCUUCCUCCACUUGUGCUUGUGGCCUCGUACCAGGAAGUAAUUUUGUCAUAAUGAUAUCACUGACGACAACAGCAUUAUAUUUCAAUAUCUUGCAAAAGCUCAAUUGUAAAGUCAUUUUCUCAUUUGCAAUUGGGAUGGUGAAUGGAAAAACAGUCCCUCGACAGUUGUUGUGGCUAGGCUGACAGCUGGGAAACUUUGUUUUCUUCACGGACGAGAGGCCAGGAGGCGGGGCGAGGCGAGGCCACAAGCACAAGCGGAGGAUGCAAGGUUGCAUAUUGGAACACACCCCCCCCUGUCUAUCUUUCUUUUCCUCACCUCUCCAAGUGCCUGAUGGGAUAUAGGAGGCCAUCUUGUAGGCUGCUGCGUGCUUCUCAUGUGCUGUUAUAUUCUUUCCCCCCUUUUCGUUUCUUUUCUUUUCUUUUCUGGGGAGUGUUGGCUUCUCUAGUGAGGGCUUUGCUGCUGAGUCUCUAAGUAGUGUUCCGUUUUUGUUUUUUUCUUGUUUUUUGUUUCAUUAAGGUGUUGCUAUUCCUACCUUUUUUGGUUAACCUAUUUUUACAAUAAAUGUCUUUUACUGGCAA
Messenger RNA from Engraulis encrasicolus (European anchovy), 4360 nucleotides. RefSeq names its product branched chain amino-acid transaminase 2, mitochondrial (gene bcat2). Gene Ontology annotation, cellular component: mitochondrion. Gene Ontology annotation, biological process: L-valine biosynthetic process; L-leucine biosynthetic process. Bases 882 to 2057 code for a protein of 391 amino acids. The transcript is spliced from 11 exons. Gene Ontology annotation, molecular function: branched-chain-amino-acid:2-oxoglutarate transaminase activity. Lineage: Eukaryota; Metazoa; Chordata; Actinopteri; Clupeiformes; Engraulidae. The record is from RefSeq and is a predicted model, not a curated record.